Messenger RNA from Thunnus maccoyii (southern bluefin tuna), 2098 nucleotides. RefSeq names its product zic family member 6 (gene zic6). Gene Ontology annotation, molecular function: DNA-binding transcription factor activity, RNA polymerase II-specific; RNA polymerase II cis-regulatory region sequence-specific DNA binding. Gene Ontology annotation, biological process: central nervous system development; regulation of transcription by RNA polymerase II. The coding region runs from base 1 to 1587 and encodes 528 amino acids. The transcript is spliced from 2 exons. Lineage: Eukaryota; Metazoa; Chordata; Actinopteri; Scombriformes; Scombridae. The record is from RefSeq and is a predicted model, not a curated record. Gene Ontology annotation, cellular component: nucleus.
AUGACAAGCCUUUCGAGGUUUAGUGGCUGCCCUCUCUCUUGCGUCAACCCCGGGGAGAGCAAUACUGAACCCAGCGUGGUGCUGCCACCUUUGGCAGGAGAGCACAUGGGACACCCCACUGGCAGUUCCUUAAAACUCUGCCCCUCGCACAAUUUGCGAGACUACCCCGAGACGAGGUCCAGUGCAUAUGUUGACCAUUCGGUUCCCAAUUUUUCAGACUCUGGAUACCCCAGCAGCCACCGGUUAGAGCACAGCCCAAGGGGCAUUAUCAUUGGAGCCAAUCUUACUGGAGCCGGCAUGCCACCCGUCACUGAUCAACUGGCAUCAAGAGCUAACCAACAUGGCGGGAUUGGAAGGUAUCGUGACUUUCCCGGCUGCAGAGAUAACAGAAGCCAUGCUUUUUUCACAAGUUAUCAGGAGCAGGCCCAUGGCUCCAGCGACGCUACUCGAGAUCUCGGCAGCCAGAUGAUGCUGGGUCUACCUGGCGACCUCCUCACCCGGACUCACCCUUAUGGCCAAACUAUCAGCCCCAAGGGAAACAGCCAGCAACUUGUCACCCAAUUCCUGGGUCUGUACAAGCCCCUGAACAUGGCAAUUCAGCGUGGAGGAGGCGACGCUUUCCUCAGGUGCUCAAAACAAACAGUGAAGCAUGAGUUGGUGUGCAAGUGGAGUGACGGCCAAGAGGGGGCUGGGAAGCUGCCUUGCUCCAGAGCCUUCGGGACCAUGUAUGAACUUGUCACCCAUGUGACAGUGGAGCAUGUCGGAGGACCAGAGCACUCUGAAUAUGUGUGUCACUGGGAGAAUUGUGCGAGGGACAGGAAGCCUUUCAAAGCCAAAUACAAGCUGGUGAACCACGUCAGAGUCCACACAGGGGAAAAGCCCUUUCCCUGCCCCUUUCACGGCUGUGAGAAAGUUUUUGCAAGAUCAGAAAAUCUAAAGAUCCACAAGAGGACUCACACAGGUGAAAAACCUUUUAAAUGUGAGUUCGAGGGCUGCAACCGGAGGUUUGCGAACAGCAGCGACAGAAAGAAGCAUUCUCACGUGCACUCCAGUGAUAAACCCUACAUGUGCAAGGUCAGGGGCUGCGACAAGUGUUACACCCACCCAAGCUCCCUGCGAAAGCAUAUGAAGCUCCACUGCAACAAGGCCCACGUAGCCAAAAGCGGCGACGCGCGUCCUGGUGACGGGGGUCACAUUGCGGAGACCAGGUCAACCCGAGUCCCGGAUGGAGGCCCGAUCAGCCCCCCUCAACCCCCCACCUCAACCCAAGAAGUCCCCCUGUCCCCAGAGAGUCGAGACGAGUCGACCCCGAGGUCACGUUUCCAUCACACGUUUGACAGCAGUUUGGACUACUCCCCACACAGGUCACAGCCCCUCUUGGACCCUUUGUUACUACAGAGAGGCAGCUACAGGUCCCAGUCCUCCCAGUACCCCUGUGGCCAGACAGGUCACACUUUUGCCCAGAGCUCGAGGACUUUCCCCUCCACCUCUCCGUUUCAGAAAAGUAUUGUGAAUGGAUGGUACACAUGCCACAGCGGCGUGGACUCUUUCCCACCAAAGCAGUGUAAUAACAUUCCGUCUCUCUGAGUUCCUGUUGGGACCCAAUUUUUUUGGGCCUAUAUUUUCAUGUUAUAGCCUAAGCUGUAUCUCUAUUACUAUCUGUAUGUUUGUGAAUGUUGUAUGAAAUAUUUAGUAACACGUCCUGAGUCAUCCUAUUGAAAUUUUGCAUUGCGAAAUGUGGCGAGCUUUAUCUGUUGUCGUGAGGCCUGUUCGGUCGGGUUUGGCUCGUAGCUGCAUCUCCCCACAGUGGGUUAUAGGAACUUUUUACAAAGUGUAUAUGCCUAAUUGUUCGCCGUGUUGCAUAACUAUUAAAGAUAUCUAUCUUAAGAGACAAAAAAUGACAAAGGAUUUUAUGGAAAUCUGCGUGUUUGGUCCUCUGAACUUAUAGGCUAUUACUGGAAAGUAAGUCUUGCUGAAUGUAGCCCUACGUAUAGGGGUCUUUGUUGAAUGUAAAUUAGGUGUAAUGUAUGUCGGGGAAGUAUAGAAACAUUAUUCAUGUCUUUAUGUAUUUCGCAAGAUGAAAUAAAUAUCUGAAAUA